UUGCACAAAUAAAAGAACUCACUCCUUCUCUCCUUCUAAAAUCUAACCCUAAUCCCUCUGAAAUUUUUCAGAACCUCAAUUUUCCUUGUUUAAUAUUAGCCCCCACUAGAUUUGCCCUUAAACACGUUACCACUCUACCCCAUCUCUAACCUUUUUCCCACACUCUCUCUUCUCUCGAUAACCCCCCUCUCCGAGAAAACACAGAAAGACCUAGAAACUCUUCAAUGGCCUUAUCUCGCUUCCCUAUCAGCAGACCCAGCUCUUCCAGCCUAUUCCUUGUCAACCUCCUCCGCCUGAACCGUCCGAUCCCGGUGGUUCCUCCGUUCGGCGCCACCGUUCGACUCUUCCAUGCCACGCCUCCGACUAGCGACUCCGGCAAACAAAUAUCCGGAGAUCAUCUCCGAAGUACGAUCAAAUCAUUCAAGUUCUUGCAACAUCCGUACCAAAGACAGGGACCAAUGGAGCCCUGUGACUUGAAGGAAGAUGCAAACGCCUUGUUCGCUCGUCUGGACAUGCCCGGAAUUUCCAAGGAAGGUCUUAAACUGUGGUACGAGGAUGAGUCUGUGUACAUCACCGGAAAGGAAGGAGAGAAGGACGAAAAAUUCUUGCCGGAAGACCGAAAGGGUGACAUGAUACUGAAUGAGCUCCCAAGGAGGACGAUCUCGACCAGCCUGGCCGUCUCGCCGCGAAGGUUCAAAAUCGAUCAGAUCAAGGCUUCUCUGAAAAAUGGUGUUCUCAGGGUUGUGAUCCCUAAGCACAAGCACAAGCCAAUGGAGGGCAACAACGACGUCGCUUGUAUCGAGAUUGAGUGAGAUUGGCACAAGGAGACACAUCCAUUUUCAGUCUUUAGGUGGUUAGCUUGAUUAGGGUUUUGUUAAUGUUGUAGUUAUUUUAGUAAACUAAAAUAUAUUUGAAAUGUUGCUUCUCUGUUUUAAUUCAAUCCGUAGACGACGAUUGAGAGUAAUCUUAGUGUUAAAUGGGCACUAGUAUCUCAUAUGCACUUAGUUUGGUCAGCCUUUAUAUGAGACAUUAUGAGAAUUUGAAGUGCUUUUCUUUUCUUUUACUUUUUUUAAUUUUUUUUUUUAUGAAUUGUUUCUUUUAAAAAUAUGUUAACAUCAAAUUAAGCAAUAUUUAACAUAGCCAUUUUAAUAAAAGUUAUCAACUCAACUAGGUACAAA
Molecule: messenger RNA, 1178 nt
Organism: Cornus florida
Lineage: Eukaryota; Viridiplantae; Streptophyta; Magnoliopsida; Cornales; Cornaceae
Product: 23.6 kDa heat shock protein, mitochondrial-like
Exons: 2
Coding region: 225-812 (195 amino acids)
Source: RefSeq, a predicted model, not a curated record